Aphanomyces astaci is the source of this 2704-nucleotide messenger RNA. RefSeq lists its product as hypothetical. Lineage: Eukaryota; Oomycota; Saprolegniomycetes; Saprolegniales; Verrucalvaceae. The record is from RefSeq and is a predicted model, not a curated record. The transcript is spliced from 5 exons. Bases 1 to 1806 code for a protein of 601 amino acids.
AUGCAGCAGCAAACAGUAGCAUCUCUCUUCUGCGGUCAUACACGACUCGUGAGUGACUUGCGGCUAACCAAGCUGUCCUCCCAUGUGAAUGCCGGCGACAACUGCCGCGUCAAAAGUCCAUGGGGCUGCGUGCAUUGUGUCGCCAUCACACAGCUCUCGUGGGAGCUGCCGUUGGAAUCUUUUCUAUUGGUAUUGCCUUCCGAUUCAAUCCUUUGGUUCCGCGAAAUCGACAACACGAUGGCGCAGCCGGUUCUAGAGGUCUUUGCAGAACAUGGGUAUCAACUCUUCCACUCACCCGAGGCAGUGUACGCGGACUUUCGCUCCUCUGGCAUCUUCCGCCGAUCUGGCGUCGAUGCCACGUCCGCGUCCACGUCGCGAUUGCAUCAGCGUGAGGCGCUAUUCGACGUUGCAUUGUCCCAUGGACUGAGCAGUGUCAUUGCUGUGUAUGUGCUGGCCCCGCAGGACGACAGCAACCCGACCAGCAGCUUCCUCCUGCAGGAACCUGUCGCCGUGCAGUCUUGGGUCCGAUCCCACGUCGAUCGUGCGCGGGGUGCCAAGUCGCCAGAGGAGCUGCAAGCGACCCUGCGACAGCUUCGGGGGCUCCGACAUAUCGUGCACGCCCUCGUGGAGCGUCUACAGCGCGGACACGAAGCUACCCCGUCGUCGUUCCACGCGUCCACAGAGUCAUGGAAUAUGAUUCCUUCGGGGGACGACGGCUCGAUUGCAUACUUGUCAUCGCUCCAAGACGAACUCACGUCCGUGGAGCGCCUCGCCGAGUUUACGCUCUGGCUGCAUCGCCACUUGGACGACUCGUCCACGUUAAACGUGUCGACUCCUUCCACCAUGCUUCGCACAAUCGUUGCCAGCGCGGGGCUCGUCGACUUGUUGCCCCUGCCGGCAGAUGUUUCGCAUCUGUUUGCUCACUUCCACGGCCGGGUGGACUCGCUGACGUUUGGCGCGAUCAUGCUCUUCCUCACGCUGCAGACCCAUCAACCUCGAGCGCAGUUGUCGUGGGACGCGUUGCAGUCGUUCGCGCUGGACGCCGCGGCCCCCGCGCUGCACCUCCCGCGCGCCCAUGCCGCGCACGUCUUGGCUCUCUGGGCCAUCGACCAUGCUUCUUAUGACCGCAGCUCUUCGUUCCUCCACAGCGCAGUCGCCAUCCUAUGUCGGAGUCCCCCCGAAUACAUGGACCCUGACAUUCUCAUUGCCGUGCUCGACGUGCUGUUGCAAAUGAACCAACCAGACUUGGCCCACUCGAUCCUGUCGUUAACUUCUAACGACGAAGAAGCGGAUGAUCUGACGCAUGUGCUGCUCGUCGUGGACACGUAUCUGCGCCUCGAUGCAUGGCCCCUGGCAUGGCUGGCGGCGCGCCGCGCCCCCCGACACAUCGCCGCCACCAUGCCCCGCCUCGUCGCGUUCCAUCAAUCGCGUGGAAACCUCCGCCAUGUCCUCUUGAGCAUGACGUGGACGCCCGCGGAAAUGGCCAUCUGGAAGCAUCUCCAUCUACCACCUGCCGACCUCGCCCUGCUCCACCUCGUUCGAGGCGAAUUCGACCAAGCUAGCGCCGUCAUGCCGACGACCGACAGCGCCGCGUGGCUUCGGCAGCACCACGACCUGCUCUUGCGCACCGUGGCGCGGGACGCGCCAGAGGUGCACGUGCCCCAUGCCGCAGGGAAGGAUCAUCACUCUAAAAAAGAAUACCAUCACUCGCCUCUCUCUAUUGCCGCCGCCGCCCCGACAUUGUGGCCCAAACCGUCGAAAGGUAACCUCGUACUACUACUACUACUAUAUAUAUAUGUGUGCUAGUAUGUGCCUACUAACGCGGAACUCAGACCAAUACGAGGUGUUCUUCAACCGACCAACGUUGCCGACAAACGCGGCGAUCAUGUCGUCGUCCGGAAAUGAAAAGUUGCCCAGUGCGUUUAGCUUGCAUGUGAAGAAACCCGUGUCGACUCCGCAUGCAGGCAGCGUGUCCCCGGGCCAGCCGCCCCGACCUCUGGCGGCGUCGGCGGCGGACUCGUCUGAGGUGGUGAUGCCGUACCAGUGGCUGUCGACAGACCUGACUCGCGGUCCACACAGCAGCAGCGCGUCCAAGGUCAAGCGAGCCAACGCUUACGAUGAACAAGGCAAGUCCUUGGAGCCGGCUGCUCGUGAUUCGAAGUCGCCGCCGAGAACACCCCAUCACGAGGCACAGAGUAGUCUGCCCGCGCGUCGAAACCCGGUUCGAGACGUUCGGAAAAAGCACUAAUACAACAGAUGAAGGUUCUAUGUCUUGUUGUGGUUACAACCCUUCGUCGUCGGGCACGAUGCGACCUUCCGUCGGCACCAAGAUGGGAAUGCCGUGGCGGAUCGGGUACGCCACGCGAAUCUCGCGACAGAACAACACGCCGUGCGCUGGAAGGUACUCCAACGGAAGCUUCGAGAUGGGACAUACCAGUCGCUCCAAGACAGUCUCGUCUUGCAAGGUUGCUGUGCUGGAGGAGUGGAUCGUACGGCCACGGAGCAACGCGGCGCCGAGUGGCCUCCGCCACGCGAGCACGGCCCUGGUGAACAUUUUGUGGCUGUGGCACCUUACCUAAAGGUAAGGUGCGGAAACGAACAUAACAGUACCAUUACUCGAGUAAAGGAACUACUAGUAUUAAUAACGUUAACGUUAUCAUUAACAUCAGUACUAGUAAUACUAAUACGUACUACCACUCUGUUC